Molecule: messenger RNA, 291 nt
Organism: Enterobius vermicularis (human pinworm)
Lineage: Eukaryota; Metazoa; Nematoda; Chromadorea; Rhabditida; Oxyuridae
Source: the annotation of a GenBank genome assembly
AUGGAUGAACAUCCACCCGAAAAUAGUUAUGACAAUAGCGAAGGAUGGGUUCAUCUGCAAAUUGAGCCAGUUGAUAUACCGCUAGAACAUGAUAAGUCGCUACUACUUUCUGCAGUCCAGUCAGCAAUUCCUGGUGCCCACGGUAUCUACUAUUUAGAUAAUGGGCAAAAAAAGGCCUUCAAAUACGAUUCAUCUACUGGUCGAAUUUAUCAGGGACCACCGGGAUGGCAUUCAAAGCCUCUUUAUGUCGUUUUAGGUAAAUUGUUCAACAAUUUUUCCAGCAACAAAUAG